CCUGGUGCCGGUGGCCCCCCUCCCCCUCCCCCACCCCCACCUUUUCUUGGUGGCAUUCCUCCACCAUCAGGGGCAUUUAUCCCCGAUGCACCCAUCAUGCCACUCCAUGCUGGCAAUCUGUUAGGUUCAUAUGCUCCACCUAAGCGACAGGUUCACCGCCCAACAUUACGGAUGAAAAAGCUGAACUGGCAGAAAAUCCCUUCAAGGAUGGCUUCAGAGAGAAAUUCCUUAUGGUCAUCCAUCCCAAAACAUACUGAAGAACAUUUUGAUCUUGAUUAUGCCAGUAUUGAGCAACUCUUCAGCUUUCCAGUAUCAGAACCAAAACAGAAAGAACAAACUGUUAGCAAAAAGGAGCAGAAAGAGAUCACAUUUCUAGACUCCAGGAAAAGCCUUAACUUAAACAUAUUUUUAAAGCAGUUCAAAUGUUCUGAUGAAGAAGUGACAGAUAUGAUCAGGCGAGGGGACCGAUCUAAAUUCGAUGUAGAGAAUUUAAAGCAACUCAAGAAACUAAUGCCAGAGAAUCAUGAAAUAGAAAACAUAAAGGCCUACAAUGGAGAAAAAGAAAAAUUAGCAAGUGCCGACCACUUUUACCUUCUUCUCCUUGAUAUUCCUUGCUACCAGCUAAGGAUUGAUUGCAUGUUAUUGUGUGAAGAGGCUACUGUUACCCUUCAGUUGCUCCAACCAAAGGCAGAACUAAUUAAAACUGCUUGUCAAGAUCUUCGUUCUGCCAAAAGACUACCCCUCUUCUGUGACCUGAUUCUUAAAAUUGGAAACUUCCUUAACUAUGGCAGUCACACAGGAAAUGCGGAUGGAUUUAAAAUCAACACUCUACUAAAACUAACUGAAACAAAAGCAAACCGAUCCAGGAUUACAUUGCUCCAUCAUACAAUAGAGGAGAUUGAAAAGUCCCAUCCAGAUCUUCUGAAUCUUCCUGAAGAUCUAAAAAAUAUUUCGAAAGCAGGAGGCCUGAGCGUGGAUUCGCUUCAAUCGGAUACAGUCAACCUCUUAGAGCGUCUCAAGAUGAUUGGUAAUAAAGUCAAGUCAUCAGCAGAUGAUAUAAAAUUACUGUUUGAUAAACCUAUCCAGGAAAGUUUGUCUGAAACAAUUAAACUGAAGGAACUUCUGGAAGAUGUUGAGGCAGAGAGAAAGAAACUGGCCGAGUACUUCUGUGAUGAUAUUAGUAAAUUGUCACUAGAGGAACUAUUUCUAACCAUCAGAACCUUCAGAGAUUGUUUCCUUAAGGCCAUGAAGGAAAAUAAGCUCAGAAAAGAGCAGAUUGCAAAAGCAGAGAAGAGAAAACAAAAGCUUCAAGAAGAAGAAGAAGCUAAAAGACAAAAAGGAGAGAAUGGACAAGUUAUUCAUAAAUCAUCAAUAAAACAAGAGGAGGGAUGUAUUAUUGAUGCUCUUCUGUCAGACAUAAGGAAGGGUUUUCAGUUGAAGAAGACUGCCAGGAGCAGGUGCGAAACUUUGUCUGCUCCAAAAAGUUCUAUUACUGGGACACUUAAGAUGAAAAUAUCACUGGACCAAAGUUCCCCUUCUGCAGAAGACAAAGGAAAAGCAAUGGCUCCUCAAUCUACAACUAUAUCGCAUGUUUCAGAUGGUAUUUCUGAUCCCAUGAUGGAAGUUGACACCCAGCAACCACCUGAUGAAGAGGUGCCUGCUCAAAAAAAUAUGGUGCAAGAUACUAUGCAGCAGCUGUCUGUUGAACAAGUAUCCAACUCUGAAAAAAAUGAGACUGAAACUCUGUUAGGACAAGAGGCUGUGACUGAUCAAAAUACAAGUGAAGUAAAUAAAGAAAAUAUUUGCAAAGAAAACUCCAAACCUAAUUGUGAAAAACUAUUUGGAAAAGGUCAUGAACAGUUGAAACAAUGUCACAGUGAAGAUAAGGUCAAUAUAGCAGAUAAAGAGGAAGAAAAUUACUCAAUUAAUGCUACUGUAGAUGGGAAUCUACCUAAACUUGUUAAUGAAAUAAACUCCCUAAAUAAAGAUGUUGUUAAGCAUGUUGACCCUACACCUAGUGUGCCUGACUCAAUCACGAGUGUGGCCACUGCAAUGACAGUAUCACAAAAUGUGGACCAAAGCAUACCUGACACAAAUACGUCACAUUCAAAAUCAAAAGCCCAGCACACUGAUCAUACGUCACCUUCAAAAACACGUUCUUCCAGAUCUGCUUCAUGUUCAUCUUUACCAAAGUCAUCCACCAGAAACUCUGUAGAUGAGAAAAGCAAAAAAAUCAAAGGUGACCGUUCUGAAAAUAGGAGCAAUAAACCAAAAAAAACCUGUAUAUUGCACUGAGAAGAACUGAAGAAAAUGAAAAAGACGUUGAAACUAAUUCACAGAUGACUCUACUUCAAGACUGUGUAUCUAAAACAAAAUAAUGAAUUUGUUUAGAUAGACGACUAUGGAUGAUUUUAAAAGCAUAGUGAAAGCUUUUAAGAGAGAUUAAGAUAUUCAAUAUUACUGAAUAUAUGUCAUUUUUUCAGAAGUUAUUUAAAUUUAUGAUUAAAUUUGCAUUCUUUUUGUUACAUCUCAUCUAAAGUAGACAAAAACACUUUUCAGAUGCUUCCAAAAACCUGUAAAUUGAAUAUAAUUAAAAGAAAAAAUCUCAACUGAGUUGUGAUUACAUAGACGCUUCAAAUUCAAUUGGCGUUCUGUUAUUAUCAAUGAGUUAUAAUUUCUAUGUGCAAAUUGCCAUAUUCUAUUAUAGUCCUUGAUAAAAGAAGUGACAGAUACUUAACACAUAAUAUAAAUGCAACUUGGAUCUAGAAUCGUAACCCAAUACUGGAUAUGACCAGAGUGAAUUUUCCAGGAAGGUAGAGUUCAUCUAGGACUUGGUGCACGAUUUAUAGUCCAUAGGUUUGGGGUUGGCAUAAAACUAUAGCUGCUGCACAGUUGCAUUAGGCUUCUAAUGUAAAUGUAUAAAACAGGACAUAAAAGUAUGUUUUAUUGCCUGAAUGCAAACUGGAACAUAAAAUAUGACAGCAAUCUAACUGCUGAAAGCAUAAGUCAUAUUGCCAGCUGUAUUUAAUAUUCUGCACUUCUUGCUUUUUUAGCAAGGUAAAGAUUACACAAAAAAAGACAGUCGAGUGUUCAGUUAUAUGCAGGCAAAUGUGCUACACAUGCAAACAAUUUGUGAAUGCUUUGAAAACAAAAAUAAGUGUACAAUCUUGAUUUAGUUACUGUUUAUUCUGAAUCUCAUUUUGAACUUUCAAGUAUUAAAGGUUGACAUUAAUGAUCAAUUGAAAAGAUUUUUGUUUGUUUUUAAACAACUGUGUUAUUCUCUAAGCAUAAAAUUUCCAUUAUUUUAGUAGGGCAUUUUUCUUGAGUUUCUCCUCCAGUUUCAUAUAGCUGUUCAUGUUCUUUACAGAUCAACAAAAAGAUAGAACUUUGACAGACACAUGACUGUAUGAUUUUGUAAAAGAAGCCUUUAAAAUGGUAACUGGUUGCAGAUUAGAAUAUUUGUAUUCAAUGUUAAUGGGCACAAGAUAAAAUGUAAUAAGAGUAAGGUCAUAUUGUACCAACAAAUAAACAUUUUGUUAAAUAUUUAUGAAACUCUUUACACUUGUAUCGUGUACAUUUUUUAUAAGAUGUAACAGCUUUCCUGUAAGAAAAAAGAUCAACUCUUUAUAACAGAUAAACUGUGUGCCUAUAAUAAAAGUAUUAACAAAAUGCAAAUAUAA
Rhincodon typus (whale shark) is the source of this 3680-nucleotide messenger RNA. Its product is annotated as inverted formin-2-like. Bases 97 to 2295 code for a protein of 732 amino acids. The transcript is spliced from 16 exons. Gene Ontology annotation, molecular function: actin binding. NCBI's taxonomy places the organism in Eukaryota, Metazoa, Chordata, Chondrichthyes, Orectolobiformes, Rhincodontidae. The record is from RefSeq and is a predicted model, not a curated record.